This is a messenger RNA of Brassica napus (rape), 1214 nucleotides long. Its product is annotated as RNA pseudouridine synthase 7-like. The record is from RefSeq and is a predicted model, not a curated record. The transcript is spliced from 10 exons. Gene Ontology annotation, biological process: pseudouridine synthesis. Bases 32 to 1111 code for a protein of 359 amino acids. Gene Ontology annotation, molecular function: pseudouridine synthase activity; RNA binding. Lineage: Eukaryota; Viridiplantae; Streptophyta; Magnoliopsida; Brassicales; Brassicaceae.
UAAAAAAGAGCAAAGGGACCUGAAACGAAAGAUGCAAGAUGAGGCCGUAGACUCUUCAGACAGCAUGAAUGUUCCCGACAUAGUUUUGCAGUCAUCAUCUCCCAAACUCUCACAGAAGCAAGACUACAUCUUCCACGGAGGGAGACGUCAUGUGAGGCCGUACUACUUCGAGUUCAUCGCUCAUGUUGGUACUGUUAAAAGUGGAAGAAUCAAAGUUGAUGGAGAAACUGUACCAGCUUCUUAUAUUGUCAAAUCUUCCCAAAAGAUCACUCAUUUCCUCCACAGGCAUGAGCCACCGGUGAUGACUGAUGAUGUAGAGAUCCUUCUUAAAGAACCUGAUGUUGUUACUGUCUGCAAGCCAGCUUCUAUCCCUGUGCAUCCGUGUGGUCAAUACCGUAAGAACACGGUUGUUGGAAUCCUUGAUGCUGAGCAUAACCUUGGCCCUCUAUUUCCUAUUCACCGAUUAGACCGUUUGGUUUCUGGAUUGCUCAUCAUAGCAAGGACUGCAGCAAAGGCUGAUUUUUUCAGGCAACAGAUAGAGGGUGGAUUGGUGAAGAAACGCUAUAUUGCAAAGGUUAUUGGCGUGUUUCCAGAAGAUGAGAAAGUGGUCGACGCCAAUAUAAAUUAUAAUGGCAGCGAAGGAAGAAGCACAGCAGAGGACGCCAGUUCGAGUGGUGAUGAUAAGAAGGUGAAGGGGAAGCCCGCAUGCACCAAGUUCACUAGAAUCGAUACAAAUGGGACUCAUAGCCUCGUCUUGUGUGAACCAGUGACAGGGAGAACUCAUCAAAUAAGAGUGCAUCUACAAUAUACAGGGCAUCCCAUAGCGAAUGACCCGCUUUAUCUAACUCAACACGUGGAUGAUCUUGAGACCAAGAUUGCCAAAAGAAUUGAUGCAGGUGAGAGAAAGCUUGUCUCCCCAGAGGACUAUAUGUAUUCCAGUGAAGAUUUCAGCAUCGAUCCAAUGUGCACAAACUGCCCUAAGCUGAUCCCACAAGGGUACGAGGAGCAUGAUGAGGCUCUUUGGUUGCAUUGCGUUCGUUACUCUGGAACCGGAUGGGAAUACGAGUGUCCUUAUCCAUCUUGGGCUUCCCUUACAUUGCCAUUUUCUUAGACAAGAAACUGUAAUUCUUAUUACCAACAGUUGUAGCAACUCACUUGUUUAAGGGUUGUACUGUUAUAAUGAUCUGAUCAAGUUGAUUUGUUGGAUUCAAAAA